AUGGAAGAAACUGAUGAAGAUGAUGAUUCUGAUGAUUCGAAAGAUGAUUGUGAUGAUGCGUCUGUUGAAAUCUUAGACAAUUUUCCACAAUGCCCAAGAAAAACAAGGGAGAAAUCUCCAUUGCCACUUCAUAGGCCUCACCAGAAGAGUAGAACAAGUUCAAGUGGUAAAGAUGGUUUUCUUGCCUAA
This is a messenger RNA of Prunus armeniaca (apricot), 189 nucleotides long. Lineage: Eukaryota; Viridiplantae; Streptophyta; Magnoliopsida; Rosales; Rosaceae. The record is from the annotation of a GenBank genome assembly.